Messenger RNA from Apiotrichum porosum, 627 nucleotides. RefSeq lists its product as uncharacterized. The transcript is spliced from 3 exons. NCBI's taxonomy places the organism in Eukaryota, Fungi, Basidiomycota, Tremellomycetes, Trichosporonales, Trichosporonaceae. The coding region runs from base 1 to 627 and encodes 208 amino acids. The record is from RefSeq and is a predicted model, not a curated record.
AUGCCAUCGUCCGAGUCUGUUUCAGACACUCAGGCUGUCCCUAUCGAAUCAGAGGCUGUUCCCACCGAGUCUGCUGGAGAGGGAAGCCCUUCGACGGCGAACAAGCGGCCAAAGCCCAACGACACCCCGAGCGAGGCGAACACCAUCAGUGCUCUCCCAACUCCUCCUCCCACCCAGGACAACGGUCAGGCAGAUGGUCUCCCCCAGCCUAUUGUUCAGGCCAUCGACUUGGCGGCCACAGACGACGAUGAUGUAAAGCCCGAAGUCCCUCUCGAGCACCCACGCAAACGCAAACACUUCCGCUCGACUUCUGCGGCAGCCGACGGCCUUAUUGAGCCCAGUGACCAUCUCACGGGAAGGAAGCUCGACGUCAUCGCCCCCAUGAUCGAGUACUACCGCGAGGUGUACAGCGACGAGACGUCAUACGCCAAAAUGUGGCUCAACAUUGCCAAAGACAACCGGACGAGGCUCGAACGAGAGCUUGCAAAAGUGGCCGAGGAGAAGGAGAGGAUUGAAGCACAGCUGGCUCAGGCGGUCACCGACAUUGAAGAGAACAGCAGGGCUAUCAAGGAGUCGACGGACCAGUACAACAAGGUCGUGCAGGGAGUUAUAGACGCGAUGAAGUGA